Messenger RNA from Lactuca saligna, 351 nucleotides. Lineage: Eukaryota; Viridiplantae; Streptophyta; Magnoliopsida; Asterales; Asteraceae. The record is from the annotation of a GenBank genome assembly.
AUGGAACUUGCUAAUCUAGAGGAUAUUCACGAGGUCCCACUAAAGCUACAAGGAGACCCAUAUUUCCAUGAGGGUGCUACAAUGGACCCAGGUGACCUCUUAGAGGAAGUGGGUCCUUUAGAGUAUGACGAGGAUGAUGAUAUACAGGAAGCUCCAAAAUCUAAUGAAGAGGGCAUUCUAAAGGAUACCCAAGAGAUGGAUGAUCAUGGCGAGCGGUUAUCUGACAAAGUCCAGCCAUUGGAGGAUCUCAUUAGAGAUUUAGGCAUUAGAUCAAAAGAGUCGGAAGGCUUGAAGAGGAGGAAAAAGGUGGCAAAGCCCCAUCCAAACCCUCUAUCAUCGCAUUGGUGCUAG